Centruroides sculpturatus (bark scorpion) is the source of this 1101-nucleotide messenger RNA. Its product is annotated as 15-hydroxyprostaglandin dehydrogenase [NAD(+)]-like. The transcript is spliced from 7 exons. The record is from RefSeq and is a predicted model, not a curated record. Gene Ontology annotation, molecular function: oxidoreductase activity, acting on the CH-OH group of donors, NAD or NADP as acceptor. The coding region runs from base 148 to 903 and encodes 251 amino acids. Lineage: Eukaryota; Metazoa; Arthropoda; Arachnida; Scorpiones; Buthidae. Gene Ontology annotation, cellular component: cytoplasm.
UUGACAACAAUUUUAUCAUAAAAUAGAUAAUUUUCAUCGUUCGUGUUUUUACCAAUCGACAGAUAAAAGUUUGAUCUUUAUACAGUAUCUACGAGAUAUCAACGUUUCUUUAGACUUUGUAACAGUUUAUACGGGAGUUAAAAGGAGAUGAACGUGAAAAUUGGAAGAGCAUUAGUAACUGGUGGUGCACAAGGAAUAGGAAGAGCUGUUUGUGAAGCAUUGUUAAGCAGAGAAUGUAAGGUUUGCUGCGCGGAUGUGGAUUCUGCAAAAGGUCAACGCACAGUGGAGGAGUUGCAAAAGAGUUAUGGAGAAUCAAACUGCAUUUUUGUCAAAUGUGAUGUGUCCUCUUCAGAAGAAUUUGAGAAAGCUUACUUGAAAGCCAAACAUUCAUUUGGCAAUUUAAAUAUUUUAAUAAAUAAUGCGGGAGUUUCUCAAGGUAAUAAAAUUGUGGAUGUUAAUUUGAACGGUGUGAUAUAUGGCUGCAAUAUUGCAUUAAAGUAUAUGGGGAAGAAUAAUGGAGGAGAUGGUGGUGCUGUUGUCAAUGUUUCUUCUGUAGGAGGUCUUCAACCUGUGCCACCAAAACCUGUCUAUUCAGCAACCAAAGCUGGUGUAAUCAUUCUUACAAGAUGUUAUGGACUCCAUUAUGAAAAAAGUGGAAUUAAGUUUACCUGUGUAUGCCCAGCGCCUGUAAAUACUGAAAUGUUUCAAAAUGAUGUUAAAGCAACGAAUAUCAAUAAAGAUUUUAUAAGAAUAUUAGAAAGAAAUCCACCAAUGGAAUCAAGUGAAGUGGCCGAAGCAAUUAUUCAGCUCAUAGAAGAAGGAAAUACGGGAGCAGUUAUGACUGUUAUUAAAGGAGAGGAAAAUGAAUAUGUACAAUUUCCAGAUAAAAUGUACUUAAAAUAGUAUUAAUUUUGUAUAAAUGUAAGUCAAAUAUUUUCAGUUACAAACGCCAAAUUAUAAAAAUAAUUCAACACGUCUUAUUUUCGCAUAUCUUUUAGUGAUUCGAAAGGAUUCGUUUAUUCUUGGUAAUGUUAAAUCUGUAUAAAUUAUAAAUUAAAUCAAUACAUAAAUCUCAAAAUCCCGUUAAUGUUUAUUUUAUGA